Messenger RNA from Pogona vitticeps (central bearded dragon), 1131 nucleotides. The record is from RefSeq and is a predicted model, not a curated record. Lineage: Eukaryota; Metazoa; Chordata; Lepidosauria; Squamata; Agamidae.
AUGCUGAUACAGAUGCAUACACAGGUGCCUCCACUUUCCGUCUGUGCCAAAUCCUGCCACCCUGGUUAUCAGAAGAGAAAGAGAGAAGGGAAGAAAUUUUGUUGUUAUGAUUGUGUCCCAUGUCCAGAAGGGAAGAUUUCCAAUGUCACAGACUCUGUUAACUGUUCCCCAUGCCCAGAAGAUCAGUAUCCAAGCAAAGGUCAAAGUCACUGCCAACCCAAACGUGUAUCUUUCCUAUCCUAUGAGGAGCCCUUAGGAAAAGGUUUGGCUUUACUUACUCUUUCUUUCUCCCUGAUGACCAUCUGGGUAUUAGGCAUUUUCAUCAAGCACAAAGAGACACCCAUUGUCAAAGCCAACAACCGGGAACUCACCUACAUGCUCCUCAUUUCUCUGUUGCUCUGCUUCCUCUCUUCUUUACUGUUCCUUGAGAAGCCUGGGAAACUCUCCUGCCUCCUUCGACAGCCUCUUUUUGGCAUCAUCUUCUCCGCCGCUGUGUCUUCCAUAUUGGCGAAAACCAUCAUUGUUGUCCUUGCUUUCAUGGCCACCAAGCCAGGGUCCAGCCUGAGGAAAUGGGUGGGGAAAAGAGUGGCCCCCUCCAUUGUCAUUUCUUCCUCCCUCAUUCAAGCAAGCAUGUGUGUUCUCUGGCUGGGUACCUCUCCCCCAUUUCCAGAUGUUGACUUGCAUUCCGUUGCUGAAGAAAUCAUUUUACAAUGCAAUGAAGGCUCUGCUGUCAUGUUUUAUCUUGUCCUGGGCUAUAUGGGACUUCUCGCCACCAUCACCUUAAGUGUGGCUUUUAUAGCCAGGAAGUUGCCAGACAGUUUCAACGAAACCAAGUUCAUCUCCUUCAGCAUGUUGAUUUUCUGUAGCGUUUGGUUGUUGUUUGUUCCCACCUAUUUGAUCACCAAGGGGAAAUACAUGGUGGCUGUGGAGAUCUUCUCCAUCUUAGCCUCCAGUGCUGGGUUGCUGGGUUGUAUGUUUCCCCUCAAAUGUUACAUUAUUAUAGUCAAGCCUGAGUUGAACAGUAGGGAGCAGCUAACUAGGAGGAAGAAUUAAUGCAUUACUCUAGUCCAAUUAAUUCUCUUACAUCAAUUUGAGGAGAUGUCCUCAUUGUAACUUUGCGAUAUAACCAUA